AUGUCAUUUAACGGCCGCCUUGGUGUCGUCCCAAUCUUGCCCCUUAACGUAAAGCAAGCUGAACGAACGGUAGCGGCCUAUCUUGGAUUUGACAGUAUUAUUGACCUUCAGCGGUUCCUUAUCAUGUGGCCAUGCCUCGAGGCCAUGCAGCUUUUAUCUGCUCUACCCAGUUUUAUGUUUCAGAGUACGACUGAAGGUAGCCGCGUACGGCGAUCCAACCAUCAGGUUGGUCCCGCUAGUGAUUACAUCCAACUUUGCUGGAUGGCAUGCGUGUUGGUCAUCCUGCGGUACAGUGUCACAGUUUACGCAACGAACACCCUCGAGCAGAACAGGGCCCGAACUAUUGUAGCCAUUCGCAGCUUGCCGCCUCGAUUUUGGAUCCCAGAUCAUAUUCUGGAGGAAGAUGACGUCCCGCCCUAUCCACUUCUUCGACCAAAUCUACGACGGGAGAGGUAUCUAGACGCCCGUGCACAUCUCUCGGAUGAAGAAUUCGAGGUCACCGAGGACGACGUCCCCUGGUGGAUGCGACACUAUCUGUAG
Penicillium concentricum is the source of this 540-nucleotide messenger RNA. RefSeq lists its product as uncharacterized. The record is from RefSeq and is a predicted model, not a curated record. The transcript has 3 exons. Bases 1 to 540 code for a protein of 179 amino acids. NCBI's taxonomy places the organism in Eukaryota, Fungi, Ascomycota, Eurotiomycetes, Eurotiales, Aspergillaceae.